CCCCGAUACCUCCACUCUCUGCUAUGAGGUCCACGGAGAAUCCGACAAGUUCUCAACCUCAUCAGCGAUAAUGCGUAUCGGUCAAUGCCCACUACGCCAGAUCUGGCAUCAACAACCCCAACAUUACUCUAAACGUCAUCGACGCCGUGGAUUAGAGCGUUUCUAACAAUGGGUCGUGUUAACAAUUGGAGUUGACUGGAAGGGUGCACGGCAAGCAUCAACGGCGUGGACCUGUCCGCAUGUAUCGUGAGAAUGGGAUCGUGGUCCGCAAGUACUCGAGUCGUGUGAGGAUCACGGUUCCCAACUGCGAGGACACAGACCUGGUGAUGUGGAUCUUCUGUACCGGUGGGAGGACAGAAGACCCGUACACCUGGAAGUACUUCUCGUUCAACUCCUCCGCUUUGUGGUCAUGCGUGGGAUCAACCUAAGGGAGGAAUCUCACGGUCUUCUUGGUCAGUUCUGGAAUG
Messenger RNA from Geodia barretti, 467 nucleotides. The record is from the annotation of a GenBank genome assembly. NCBI's taxonomy places the organism in Eukaryota, Metazoa, Porifera, Demospongiae, Tetractinellida, Geodiidae.